GCGAGCCCCCGUCUUGUAAUGGUAUACCGGUCAUUUACUUUGAUCCCACGACAAUGCGACCUAAGAAUGAAAAUCACUGGACUGGUUAUGGCACACUGUUAAAUAAUCAUGUCAGUCGCAGUUUAGACAGAAUGUUACUGCACUGAAAAUAAAUGUGGAUAAAUUAGUGCGUAAGGAAAGACUCCAAACGUGCAAAGCGCAAACGCAGUUUCCGCGAAUGGAUUACGAAUUGGUGACAUGUCCCUGGCCAUCACUCUCCAAUUAUUUAUCAUGCUUAUACGAUUUUGAAUGCGCAUGGUGCGCGCCUUAUUUUGGUUAAAAGUUUGCAGUCAUCGGGAUUUUACCUUAGCAGUCUUAGGAAAGCUCAGCAUUUUACUAGUCAGACUCACACUCAGCGCCUCAGCGCGGGCCCCUUAUUUUGAAUGCAUUAUUUUGAAUGCGCCUUAUUUUGUUCAGUGCAGUGUUAAGUCGGAUUUACGGUACAUUGCUCCACCUUGUCUUGCAAUAAACUUCCUGUCGACGAUCAAUCAGAGAGGCACGGAGUGGGCAAAUCAUUGUCAUCUGGAACGGUUUUCCUUGGACCGCAUUGUGUUUUUGUCCACCUGAUUCGACGCCGUCUCCGGAUGGUGGGAAGAGUCGACACUCUGCGAAAAACGAAAUAUGGCCGCAAUCAAAUGGAUGCACCCAAGGCCAAUGAGAAAGCUCAGCAGGGCUCGUGUGUGACGGUGUACCAUGACCGCAUCAUUCGAUCAUCAAUGUUAUAAGCCGUUGUACACACUUCCCGUACGUUUAUUGUGGGGAAUCGAGCGAUUUUGGUGUGAUUUUUCAUCAGGAUAUUUGGCUCUCCUCAAAUGAAAAAUGAUGAAAAAAUCGGUGGCAGUGGAUAUUUUUUGUGGGCUGCUAGUUCUGAUUGCUGUGUGUAAUCUGCAGUUUUUGGAUGCAUGCGCAACCCACUCGGCGAGGCAACCUACCCGAACGGAUGCAGCACUAGUACUGCAAAGGGCGAAGGCCGACCUCAGAGCCAUAUUCGAAGAAUGCUGGAACUAUACCGCUUUUCGUCAGAUCCAUCAGGCGGAAGUGUUGCACAUGAACACGAAUCCUGUUCGGCUGCCGGAGCUCUCCGCGCCCCCUCCCGAUCCUAAAGGUAACGUGCACCGUCCUUUCUUGGACGAGACCAUCAGCCUGGCGUGCGCGGCCGGUUCGAGUCAGCCGAAUGAUGUGGUGUGGAAACACGAAGGUCACCCGUUAGCCCUCAACCAGACGGCGGGAACCUUUCGCUACAGCCGCGCUCGUGACAAUUCCCUCACUCUGCACAACGUCACCUACGCGGCGUGGGGCAAGUUCGAGUGUCUGCAGCGCUGUCAGAUGGAAGCGUGGUGCGUCCAGGCGGAGUACUGGGUCUUCCCCAAACCAGUGCCUAGAGUGCACGAGGUUUUCACGCAGCGCCUACUCCCGGUGGUUGUUCCGCGUUACACGCCCUUCUCGGUCACGUGUCAACUGGAGUUCCCUUGUAGUCCCGAACCAGCUCAGCACUUCGUCUGGCGUUAUAGCGGGAUCUAUCUGUCCUGGCCGCCGGGUCACUACCUGCAGCAGACGGCCUGCAUCGAUCCAGACCGGCAGACGUUGAUGAUCCACACCAACUCCACCGAGAUAACCGGCGCCGACGGUCGUCAGCACUGCGCCUCGACACUGACGCUGCACGUGCCCUGGCCGGAGCACAAAUUAGGCAGCCAGGUGGAGUGCUGGGCGCGCUCCGACACCACCCAGCAGGAAUGGUACGUCCUCGCCACUCCCGUUCAAUUCAAUGGAAGCCUGCCCUUCCCGGGAUAAACGUGGUUGAACUUUCCUAAUAUUGUAAUUGAAUGCGGCUCGAAUUAAGAAAUUUGUUGUUGGUGCUCGUCUUGAGAACUCUUACCAAUAC
Molecule: messenger RNA, 1921 nt
Organism: Paramacrobiotus metropolitanus
Lineage: Eukaryota; Metazoa; Tardigrada; Eutardigrada; Parachela; Macrobiotidae
Exons: 4
Coding region: 859-1830 (323 amino acids)
Source: RefSeq, a predicted model, not a curated record